UAUGUCAAGACACUAAGGUGUGUAUAAUAUGAUUAAGCAUGGAGCUUAUAAUGAUGAUGAUUAUGAGGAUGAAGAUGAUUAUAACUAAUAGGAAGAUGAUGAACAAUAUGGGGAUCACAAUUUCACCAGAAGUAAUCUUAAGUUUACAAUAUUUUAAAGGUGAAUUGGAAGUCAUCAAUAAUUUAAGUGAUAUAUUCUAACUUGAUUUUACUCGUAAAUAGAUUAUUGAUGCAUUAUAUGAGACUGAUGGAGAUAGUGAUGCUGCAUUUGAAUAUUUAAGUAAUAAGAUUAAAAAAACACAAAAAUAAUAAUAGCCUCAGAAACCUUAAGCUACUAAAAAAUAAUAAUAGCUAAUACAAGCAGUAAAGAAGGAAGAGUUACCAUAACAAUUGCCAUAAUUAGUUAAAUAGUCUAAUAGUAUUGACAAAUCUAAAAAUCAAUUUCAUAUUGAAUACAAGGUUGAUGAAUAUAAUUCACCUUAUCCAAGUAUUAAAUAUAAGAAUGUCAUUUAAACAAAUCCUUCCACUAGUAUUGUUAUUUUAGGUCAUGUUGAUACAGGUAAAAGUACAUUGACAGGAAAGUUACUCCAAAUAUUUAAAGCUCUAGAUGACAAAGAAAUAAGGAAAAAUCAAAAGGAAGCUAAGAAUUUAGGAAAGGAUUCUUCUGCUCUUGCUUAUGCUACUGAUAUGACUAAAGAGGAGAAAGAAAAAGGUGUAACUAUGGAUAUGGCCUAUAAAACUAUAGUGAUUGGAGGAAGACAAUAUAAUCUUUUAGAUUCUCCUGGACAUUAAGAUUUUGCACCACAUUUAAUAGCAGGAGCAGCAUAAGCAGAUUAUGCUAUAUUAGUAAUUGAUACUACAAAAAAUGCUUUUGAGAAUAGUAUAAAGAGUGGUAUGUUAAGAGAAAAGUUGUAAUUAAUAAGUGCUAUGCUUAUUAAAUAAAUUAUAGUGGCAUUAAAUAAAAUGGAUCAAAUUGAUUGGAAUUAAAAAUAGUUUGAGGAAGCCAAAGAGUAUAUUAAAGUUUCAGCAGCUAAAUUAGGUUAUAAUUAAAAAUAAAUUAAAUUUAUACCAAUAUCUGCAUUUUAAGGUUUAAAUAUACAAAAUAAACAUAAUAUUUAAUGGUAUUAAGGAGAUACUUUGGUUUAAGAAAUAUUAAAUUUACCUCCUAUUUAAAGAGGAGAUGAUAAGGUAUAAAUUUUAUAUAAAUUUAUUAUUAGCCACUCAGAUUUACUAUUCUUAAUAGAUUUCAUUAAAAUGAUGGAAAAUUAAGAGGAACAUGUUUAUUAGGGAAAUUGCAUUCUGGUUAAUUGGAGAAAAAUAUCAAUUAUGUUAUUUUACCAUAAGGAAUCUUUUGUGAAGUGAAAGAGGUUGAAAGAUAGAGUGUUGAAGGGGAUAUUGUAGAAAUUAAAGUUAAAACACUUAUUGAUUCAGAAUUUUAAAAUAUAUAAAUUGGAUCAGUGUUGAGUUAAAUUGAAUAUCAUGUACCAGUUGCAAAUAGAUUGGUUUGUUAAAUAAGUACAUUAGAUCUUCAAACUCCUAUUAUAAAGGGAUCUCAAUAUUUAAUGCAUUUAGGUGCUUAAAAGGUAAUAAUCUUUAUAUCUAGAUUGGUGUUGUUAUAAAAAAACUAAAUCAUAUUUAUGAUUAAGAUGCACAAACUAUUAAAAAGAAAUUCCCUAGAGCUAUAGUUUCUAAUGAAUUAGCUGAAGUUGAAUUAGAAUGUGAUGGUUAAAUUUGUGUAGAAACACAUAUAAAUUUAGAAUAAUUAAGUAGAAUAAUCUUGAGAGAGAAAUUUAAUAUAGUUGCUAUUGGUAAAGUUACUAUUAUUAAUGUAAAUUUAAAUAAAUUAAAAUAAGGAAAGAUUAUUCAUGAAUAGUAAAUUUGA
Paramecium pentaurelia is the source of this 1881-nucleotide messenger RNA. The record is from the annotation of a GenBank genome assembly. Lineage: Eukaryota; Ciliophora; Oligohymenophorea; Peniculida; Parameciidae.